This is a messenger RNA of Saccostrea echinata, 870 nucleotides long. Its product is annotated as mucin-4-like. The coding region runs from base 1 to 870 and encodes 289 amino acids. The record is from RefSeq and is a predicted model, not a curated record. The transcript has a single exon. NCBI's taxonomy places the organism in Eukaryota, Metazoa, Mollusca, Bivalvia, Ostreida, Ostreidae.
AUGGAACAGAUAUACAAGCUAUAUCACUUUAGACUUAGAGACACUAACGUGCUAGAGAUGAGUACCCCAUCAUGUACACAUAUUAGACUUAGAGACACUAACGUGCUAGAGAAGAGUACCCCAUCACGUACACAUAUUAGACUUAGAGACACUAACGUGCUAGAGAAGAGUACCCCAUCACGUACACAUAUUAGACUUAGAGACACUAACGUGCUAGAGAAGAGUACCCCAUCACGUACACAUAUUAGACUUAGAGACACUAACGUGCUAGAGAAGAGUACCCCAUCACGUACACAUAUUAGACUUAGAGACACUAACGUGCUAGAGAUGAGUACCCCAUCACGUACACAUAUUAGACUUAGAGACACUAACGUGCUAGAGAUGAGUACCCCAUCACGUACACAUAUUAGACUUAGAGACACUAACGUGCUAGAGAAGAGUACCCCAUCACGUACACAUAUUAGACUUAGAGACACUAACGUGCUAGAGAUGAGUACCCCAUCACGUACACAUAUUAGACUUAGAGACACUAACGUGCUAGAGAUGAGUACCCCAUCACGUACACAUAUUAGACUUAGAGACACUAACGUGCUAGAGAUGAGUACCCCAUCACGUACACAUAUUAGACUUAGAGACACUAACGUGCUAGAGAAGAGUACCCCAUCACGUACACAUAUUAGACUUAGAGACACUAACGUGCUAGAGAUGAGUACCCCAUCACGUACACAUAUUAGACUUAGAGACACUAACGUGCUAGAGAAGAGUACCCCAUCACGUACACAUAUUAGACUUAGAGACACUAACGUGCUAGAGAAGAGUACCCCAUCAUGUACACAUAUUUUCUUCCUUGUCAGAAACGAUGGACAAUAA